GACAGUGCCAUUACAGCAAUUGUAACACGAAGGGCUGUUGAAACCAAACGUCGAGAGCACAGUCGUAGCCUCUAAGACGCGCUUAUUUCACUUUAUACUACGUUUAAAAGAGCAAAUAUAUAUCGAUUUUUUUCAUUUCAUAGCGAGAAGUAAAGGGUCUUUGCUGGGAAGCACAAUGGCUGAACAAAAUAGCGGAUAUCAGCAGCUGCAAAAUGAGGAGGAACUAGGAGAAAGCACACAGGUUGUCCCAGAUGCUCCUCCAUCCUACAGCAGCCUUGCAGCAGACAACGCAGCUUACUUUGAUUAUAAAGAUGAGUCUGGUUUUCCAAACCCCCCUUCGUAUAACGUUGCCACAACGCUCCCAUCUUACGAUGAAGCUGAAAGAACUAAGGCAGAAGCAACUAUUCCUCUUGUUUCUGGAAGGGAGGAGGAUUUUGUGGCCCGGGACGACUUUGAUGAUGCUGACCAGUUAAGGAUAGGAAAUGAUGGCAUUUUCAUGCUGACUUUCUUCAUGGCAUUCCUCUUCAAUUGGAUUGGGUUCUUCUUGUCCUUCUGCCUGACCACCUCGGCUGCGGGUCGAUACGGGGCUAUCUCUGGGUUUGGUCUCUCGCUCAUCAAGUGGAUCCUUAUUGUCCGGUUUUCCACCUAUUUUCCUGGAUACUUUGAUGGUCAGUACUGGCUGUGGUGGGUGUUCCUUGUACUGGGGUUCCUUUUGUUCCUCAGGGGCUUCAUCAACUACGCCAAGGUUCGAAAAAUGUCCGACUCUUUUUCCACUCUUCCCAGAACCAGAGUCCUCUUCAUUUACUAAAGUUGUGUUCUUAAAAAAAAUGCCUUCCUGCACUUCUGGUUCUGGAAGAAAAAUCUCCUUCACAAAUCAGCUGCCCCCUGCAGGAAGGUAACCAGGCCUCGAUCACUGAAGACUUAAGACAAAAAUAAAUCACUGUUUUAAAUACUUCAAUACUGUUUAAGAAUGCGGCAUUUCUUUCUAUAUGUUUCUAGAUGUACAAUUUUACUAGUGGAUGCUGAAAAUUCUGUAACCAAUCAUUAGUGGCUAAUGUUUAAGUUUAAGUGCUAUUGCAAUGAAGUCUUUGAUGUACGAAUAAUGCCUUAUAUAUCUGUUUGUAGUUAAGUGGCAUGCACUGUGUCCUUUUAGCCAGUAGAGGGCAUUCUUGCUCUAUCUUUUCUCUGUUGAUUUGGAAACAACAUUUAGUGUUAAGAUGCUGGUCAUAAUUUACAGUAAUGGGGGCUUUCAAUAGUUCAGAUGGUGGUUUUCAAUAUCUUGAAACAUUUUAAUGCAGUGUUUAUUCGAUAAUGUUUUUAAAUUAAAUUUGCAAUACCUAGAAAAUUGUAAAAAAAAAAAAAAAAAUAGGUAUAGUGCUUUUAAUCUUAUUUCACACAUGUAUAACUUUAAAUAUAUGUAGUUAAUGGAAAUGGCAGAAACACACCAUACAGUUUAUAUGAUUCCUUCUCUGAAUGUAGCUGAGUUUGCAAAAAGAAAAUAAGUCAAUAAAUAACUAAAAGAACCAAGGCAGUACUACUGGCUUUCAGUUUUCAUUGUCAUUUUAAUGCUCUGGCUACUACCCUGCCAAUUUCUUACUGUUUUGUUAAAAAUACUUAUUUAAACAGAAGUACGGAUAUGAAGUGGGAAGUAGUUGUUGGGUCCAUUCAUUUGAACUUAAUUCUAAAGGCAUCCUUCACACUUUACAUGUACUCUUGGUUUAUUUGUAUGUCAAAUCAUCCUGUUUUUUUUUAAUAACCUGCAUGGUAUAGUCACCUAUUAGGUCUCUGAUCAAAAUAAUUAUUUUCCAGGGUGCAGUUGGACCCACCGGUCAAAAGUUUUGUCCAAUUGAAAAUUUAGGUGGACACAGCUUGCCUUUUUGACUAAUUUUAAGGAAAAAAAAAAAAAAAGCAGGGUUAUUUGAAAUCAUCAGACACUGAAAUCAUCACAGUAUCUUGGAGAGCACGACCUAGAUCUCAAGGUAUGGCUAGGUGGCUUUUUAGACAUUGGAUUCAAAUUUAGUCUACAAUAAUGAUGUGGCCACAUUAGUUUUAACCAUGUCUUAAAAAGCAUUUGAAAUGCAGAGUUUAUUUUUGUACAAUUAUAUACACCCCUCAGGCUAGCCGUGACAUUUACCUUGACCUCUCUUGUUUGAUGAUUUGACCAUAAAGACCCUGUGGAUUGGAUAUAAUGAAAUUCGGCAGAUUAUGCCAAUUAAAUACAAAGAAUGAUCUGCAAUUGGAACAAAAAUGCAGCUCGUCUUGGAGAAGACUACAUAGACAACACUUCUUCCUUUACCAUAAUCUUUAUGUGUGCAUCAGCUGACCAUAUGAGUCUUUUUAUUCAUUCAAUAUGAGGCAGAAAUCAAUGCCAGGCAAUAUAAAUAUUUCCUCCCUUUUGCAAAACAGUUCUGUAAAUCAUAAUGUGGUUUAAAAAUGAGCUGACUUCAGAACUUUUGAGAUGAUCCCUGAGAUUCAUGUACAAUUUGCUUUUAAUUAAUGUGAUGUAAUAUUGUGUGUAAGCAGAACCGUUCUGCAUUGUAAGAAUGGACUGAUUUAUUAUUUGUGUGCUUUCUGCCGAGUAGUACUGCACCUUGUUUUUUUAUUUAUUAUUAUUAUUAUUAUUAUUAUUAUUAUUAUUAUUGUUAAAACAACAUGUAAGACUGUAAAUAGAGCAAAACAUCUAAUAAAUGUCACUUAUAUAGCA
Messenger RNA from Polyodon spathula (Mississippi paddlefish), 2704 nucleotides. Its product is annotated as NEDD4 family-interacting protein 1. The record is from RefSeq and is a predicted model, not a curated record. The transcript has 8 exons. NCBI's taxonomy places the organism in Eukaryota, Metazoa, Chordata, Actinopteri, Acipenseriformes, Polyodontidae. Gene Ontology annotation, cellular component: Golgi apparatus; perinuclear region of cytoplasm; endoplasmic reticulum. Gene Ontology annotation, molecular function: WW domain binding. The coding region runs from base 176 to 808 and encodes 210 amino acids. Gene Ontology annotation, biological process: positive regulation of protein ubiquitination; ubiquitin-dependent protein catabolic process; vacuolar transport.